Striga hermonthica is the source of this 1005-nucleotide messenger RNA. Lineage: Eukaryota; Viridiplantae; Streptophyta; Magnoliopsida; Lamiales; Orobanchaceae. The record is from the annotation of a GenBank genome assembly.
AUGGCGGCCAUUUUAUCAAGCCCAUCUACAAUUCCAACAACUUUUUCUCACGUGAAGUCCCAUUUCAGACUCCAAUCUCCAAGAACCCAUUUUGCCUCGCUCCCAAACGGACGAAGCCCUAUAAAUUCAAAAUCUUUUCACUCGCUCCACACACACUCUCAUCUACAUCGUCCCCAAAUCUCUGUAACAAGAGCCACAUCCGAUGAACUUUUUGAGAAUGUUGAAAAGGUUGAGUCUUUAUCGGGCCCAGAUGAAAAGCCCGUGAAAUUCCUAUUCUGGGUUUUGCUGUGGGCGUCGGUGUCCAUUGGUCUGUAUGCGUUUUCGAAGGACGCGAAAGCCGCGGCCCUUGCAGCUGCUGACUCUAUUCGGACUUCGGGUUUUGGGCUUAGGGUUGCUAAUGCUUUGCGGGCUUCGGGCUGGCCCGAUGAGGCCGUUGUGUUUGCCUUGGCUACGCUUCCUGUGAUUGAGCUGCGUGGGGCUAUUCCUGUAGGUUAUUGGCUGCAGUUGAAGCCCGUGAAGUUGACGAUUUUGUCGAUCCUUGGGAAUAUGGUCCCGGUGCCCUUUAUCAUGCUAUACCUGAAGAAAUUCUCGAUUUUCAUCACUGGAAAAAGUAAGAUCGCCUCCCGUUUUUUGGAUAUUCUGUUCAACAGCGCGAAAGAGAAAGCAGGGCCCGUUGAGGAGUUUCAAUGGCUUGGCCUGAUGCUAUUCGUGGCAGUCCCUUUUCCCGGGACAGGGGCUUGGACUGGGGCCAUUAUUGCCUCCAUAUUGGAUAUGCCAUUCUGGGCCGGUUUUUGGGCUAAUUUUGUUGGGGUCGUUUUAGCUGGGCUUCUGGUAAACUUGCUCGUUAACCUUGGGCUCAAAUACGCUGUUUUAGUUGGCGUGAUUUUGUUUAUCAUAUCCACGUUCAUGUGGAGUGUCGUUCGAGAUAUGGAUCAAAUCAGGCCUCCUAUUCCGGGGCUGGGCUGGGCCGGGUUUGGGCCUGGCCCGAGCUGCCCACUAUCCUAA